Molecule: messenger RNA, 3600 nt
Organism: Halteromyces radiatus
Lineage: Eukaryota; Fungi; Mucoromycota; Mucoromycetes; Mucorales; Cunninghamellaceae
Exons: 6
Coding region: 79-3480 (1133 amino acids)
Molecular function (GO): RNA binding
Source: RefSeq, a predicted model, not a curated record
CAAGUACUACGUAUUUCUUUUUUAUUUGUUUUUCUCUCUCUUUUUAUCCUUUUGGUUUGACGACUUUGAAAUUUCUAUAUGGAAGACCCCACUCGCCACGUUUAUUCAAGGGAUCUGGAUGUGGUGAUGGAGGAAAAUAACAAUAUACAUGAGGGUAAAAGUUAUUUGGACCAAGUACUUGAACCUACUUCACUUAACUUUCUUCGAAACACAAAGACAACACCAACUAAUAUGAAUGGAUAUACAACAACAACAACAACAACAACAACAAAUACCAUAACAACAACAGCAUCUUCUUCUUCAUCAACUUCUAAUGGUCGUCUUCAUUCUUUACCUCAACGAAGAGCAAGAGCUGGAACUAUGCCUUCCAUGAUGUCUUUUGACUCUAUAUUAUCAUCUUCUUCUUCACAACCUCCUUUAUUACGAACUGCUACUCAUAAUCAUGCUAUUCUUAAUAAUAGUAUUAUGACAACAACUACUGAACAACCAUUUACUUCAUCAUCACCAUUACUUUCUACUACUCCUACUUCAACACCACCACCACCUAUUAUGACUCCUGUUGGUGGCGGAAGACAUCGUUCAGGUUCAUUAAACUUACCUUUACCUUCUUUAUCUUUUGAUACUUCUCCUUCUCUCUUUUGGUCUGGUACAACAACAACAACAACAACAACAAAUGCUACUACUAAUACUCCUGGAAGUAUGAGUCAUGGCAACAAUACUCCUUCACCCCCUUCACCUGCUACUGAACAAUUAUUACAAGGGGAUGAUGAUUUUUCUAUUGCACGGACCAUGCGAUCUCUAGGUUUAGAAGAUGAUGCUAAUUCAUCAAGUACAACUGUUUUAGAUGAAGAAGAAUUAAUCAAUCAAUGUCGUGCUUCUUUAUUGGCUUCUGCAUCAAACACAACCACACGAAAUCGAUCUUAUUCUGUUAAUGCCACUGUUCGUUAUGAUCCUCCUCCUCUUCCAUCAACUACUGGUAACUCUCAUUUCCCUAUACGUGGUCGAUCCAAUACUGUCAGUAAACCUUCCUUCAAUUCACUUCAACAUCUUAGUCAUUUAAAUCAUUAUCAACAUUUAUUGGAUCCAUUUUCCUCAACCUCUUCAUCACAACAACAACAACAACCACAACAAAGAACUCGAUCUACUAGUUUCGGUCAAGCUUCUUCUCCUCCUUCUUUUCAUGGUAUAUCUCGACCUCCUUUACCACCUCAUUCAAUCCAUAAUACAAAUGGUACAUCCUCCUCUUCUUCUUCAUCCGCUUCUUCCACUUCCUCUCUUUGGCAAAUGCAUCGACCUUUAACUCCUGUUAUCGGUGAAGAAGAAAAUAUGUCUUUGGGUGAUUCUGAAUUAUUAGCUAAUAUGGUUUAUGACCCUUUGGCUCAACAACAACAACAACAACAACAACAAGAUUCUAUUUAUAAACAAGAUCAAAGUGAAACUACAUUUAUAGAGCCUUAUAUGCAUCUCAGUCAAUCUACACCCACUAGUUUACGAUCCAGUCUUCCAUCUUCUACUACCACUGCCACCACCACCAUGCCAGUAGCAGCAACAGCUUCACGAUCAUUAUGGAUUGGAAACAUUGAUGCCUCCAUUACAGCAGAAACAUUGACCAUGGCAUUUUCUCCUUAUGGUCCUAUUGAAAGUGUUCGACUCUUGAUGGAAAAAGAAUGUGCGUUUGUUAAUUACUAUCACGUGGAACAUGCAAUACGUGCCAAAGAAGAUAUAUUAGGUCCUUUGGCUGGUAGAGUGGGACAUUGUAUUGUUCGUAUUGGUUAUGGUCGUACUUCUGAUCCUUCAUCACCGCCUUCACCACCUCCUCCUCCUGCUACGACAUCUGUACCUUCUGUUACCAAUCAUACUGAUAAUACUACCACAACUACAUCAACAAUGACUUCUCAACAAGAUCAUCUGACACAUCAAGCUACAAGAGCUCUUUGGUUGGGAAAUAUUCCUUCUGGUGCAACACCAUCCAUGUUAGAAAAAGUGUUUGGUAAUUAUGGUACAAUUGAAUCCAUUCGUAUUUUAUCACACAAGACAUGUGCUUUUGUCAAUUUUGAUACCAUUGCUAGUGCAAGUGCUGCUCAAGAAGCAUUUUUACAACAUCAUAUCCAUUCUUCUACUUUUACCAACGUACGUAUUGGAUUUGCUAAAGUACCACCACCAACCACGUCAUCUUCAACCACCACCAACAACAACAAUUCAACCAUCUCUUCUCCAAAACAUUUGACUUCGUCUACUUCCUCUACCACAUGCAACAACAACAACAAAUAUACAACAUCCAAUCGUCGUAUGAAAGAAGAAUCAACAAAUCAAGAUACUUUACGUGAUUUAUGGCAAUAUAUGGAAAUGUUUGGUUGUACAUCCAAUGACAAAGUGAUGAUCCAAGGAUUACAAACAUGUUCCAAUUAUGCAGAUACCAUUCCUCAUGUACCUGAAUUUGGACCUCAACGUCAAUUGGAUGCCAAUCGAUUACGAGAUAUUCGUAAGAAAUUGGAUAACGCCACCAGUGCAAGUGUUUGUGAUGGAUAUGCUAUGGAAUGUAUGGAUGAAAUUGCAGAAUUAUGUAGUGAUUAUAUUGGCAACACUGUCAUGCAACGAUUCUAUGAUAAAUGUUCGGAAGACAUGAAAUUAUCCAUGUUGGAAAAAAUAGCUCCUCAUUUGGCAGCUAUUGGGAUUCAUAAGAAUGGAACUUGGGCAGCACAAAAGAUUUUAGAUACCAUCAAGACACCCGCUCAGUGCGAAUUGGUACGAAAAUAUGUUAAAUCAUAUGUCCCAUGUUUGAUGUUGGAUCAAUUUGGUAAUUAUGUGGUUCAAUGUUGUUUACGAUUGGGAGAACAAGAAAAUCAAUUUGUAUUUGAAGCGAUGGUGGAAAACUGUCAAUUGAUUGGCCAAGGUCGGUUUGGUGCACGAGCCAUGCGUGGGAUUUUGGAAAGUCAACAUAUUACAGCACGACAACAAGCCAUGAUAGCUUCCAGUUUAUUACAACAUGCCGUGUUUCUUUCCACCAAUGCUAAUGGAGCUCUGUUAUUGGCCUGGUUGAUUGAUACUUAUAGUAUUCAUUUGAUGGAAAAUAAAAAAGAAGAAGAAGGAUCACCAGUACUUCGCAUGUUGGCAUUACAAUUGAUUCCCUCUUUAGCUUCGGUGGCUAUGCACAAGUUAGGUUCUCAAGUGGUUUUGAAACUCAUCAAUCAAUCUUAUGAUAAAGAAGCUCAAGAUACUAUUCUUAGUGGCUUGGUCACUGAUACCACUUUACAUGCUUUAUUCCUUACUUCUUAUGAUACCCCAAACAACAACAACAAUAAUAAUCGUGGUGUGCAAUUCUUCCAAAAAGUCAUCUAUAGUACUCAUCUUUCUCAAGCAGAACAACAAGUCUUAUGUGCUCGUGCUAGAUCUAUCUUGAUGGAUGAUGCCUUGGAUCAUCCUAUUCAUCCUGUUCGUCAAGCUUUUUUGGAUGAAUUGAAUGUCGUGGUAAAGGCUUGAUCUUUUUUGUUGAUGAUCCGUUGUAUUGUGUGCCUAUGUGUGAUUCUCUCUUUUUCUUUUUUUUCUUCUUUUCUUUUUUGUGUUUAUACAUUUUUGUUUCGUUUUUCUUUUUUCUAUAUA